AUGAAUAGAAAAGCAGUCGGCAUUGAUUUAGGAACGUCAUAUUCCUGUGUUGGUGUUUGGCAAAAUGAUAGAGUUGAAAUUAUUGCAAAUGACCAGGGUAAUCGUACAACACCAUCAUAUGUAGCUUUCACUGGUACAAAAAUUCUUGUUGGAGAUGCAGCCAAAAAUCAAGUUGCUAUGAAUCCUCAUAAUACUGUAUUUAAUGUUCAUCGUCUCAUUGGUCGUAAUUUCAAUGAUCAGGACGUCCAAUCUGAUAUGAAGAAUUGGCCAUUCAAAGUUGUAAACAAGAAUGGCAAACCAGUUAUCAAUAUAGAAUAUAAAGGAAAAAGGAAAGAUUUCACACCCGAAGAAAUUUUAUCCAUGGUAUUGACUGAAAUGAAAAAGACCGCAGAAGCAUUCCUUGGCACAUGGGUUAAUACUAUAAAAGAUGCUGGUUUGAUUGCCGGUUUAAAUAUACUUCGCAUUUGUACUGGACCAACUGCAGCGGCUAUUGCUUACGGAUUGAAUAACCAAGCUCAUGAAGAACAAAAUGUUCUUUUCUUUGAUUUGGGUGGUGGUACCUUUGAUGUCUCUCUCUUAACUAUUGAAGAGGGGAUUUUUGAAGUAAAAGCUGUUGCUGGUGAUAAUCAUCUUGGUGGUGAAGAUUUUGACAAUCCAUGUGAACGUGCGAAACGUACACUUUCAACAUCAAUAAAAGCUUCCAUUGAAAUUGAUUCUCUUUAUGAAGAUAUUGAAUUCUAUACCUCUUUGACGCGAACCAGAUUUGAAGAAUUAAAUCAAGAUAUAAUUAAUUCUACAAUGGAACCUGUUGAGAAAGUACUUCGGGAUAGUAAAAUUGACAAAAGUCAAGUCCAUGAAAUUGUUUUAGUUGGUUGUUCAACUUAUAUUCUUAGGAUUCAAAGAAUGAUAUCUGAAUUCUUUAAUGGUAAAGAACCAAACAAAUCUAUCAAUCCUGCUGAAGCCGCAGCCUAUGGUGCUGCUGUACAAGCUGCUAUUUUAUCUGGUGAUACUUCUGAAAAGACUCAAGAUCUACUUUUACUUGAUGUCGUUUUUUUAUCUCUGGGUAUCGAAACUGCUGGUGGUGUAAUGAAGCCAUUAAUUAAACGUAAUACUUCAGUACCUACUAGGAAAUCUGAAAUUUUUUCUACAUAUAAUGACAAUCAGUCUGGUGUGGGAAUACAAGUAUAUGAAGGUGAACGUACUCGAGUAAGAGAUAACAACUUGCUGGGAAUAUUUCAUUUGACUGGAAUUCCUCCAGCACCAAGAGGUGUUCCGCAAAUUGAAGUUACCUUUGAUAUUGAUGCAAAUGGCAUCUUGAACGUUUCUGCUGUUGAUAAAACAACAGGCAUGUCAAAUAAAAUUACCGUCACUAAUGACAAAGGACGAUUAUCAAAAGAAGAAAUCGAACGCAUGGUUACCGAAGCCGAAAAAUAUCUUGCAGCAGAAAGAGAACAAUAUGCACAAAAAAUAGAAGCACAAAAUUGCUUGGAAUCCUAUGCAUAUAACUUACUUAACGUUGCUCAAAGUAUCGAUAAUAUAAAGAAUAAACUUCAUGAUGUAACACAAAAAUCGGUUGCAUGGCUUGAGAAUAACCAAGAUGCAAGAAAAGAUGAAUAUGAACGUGAACAAAAACUACUUAAAGGAACUGUCGACAAAAUAAUGAAUAAACUUUAUAACGUAAAUAUUUCUUCAUAGCUUCCCUAAUUCAAGAAUAUUAAGUACGGUUUAUCUUAUACUGAAUAAAAUCGAAGGUCA
Rhizophagus irregularis DAOM 181602=DAOM 197198 is the source of this 1755-nucleotide messenger RNA. The record is from RefSeq and is a predicted model, not a curated record. NCBI's taxonomy places the organism in Eukaryota, Fungi, Glomeromycota, Glomeromycetes, Glomerales, Glomeraceae.